AUGGCUGUCGCAAGCGAGACAUCUCCCAUCAGGGAACAGUACAUUCACCAACUCACCCCUCUAGACAAGUUCAUUGCCAGCAUUAGCAAGAGCGGACGCGCGGCAGACUUUCAGCUUGUGGAUAUUGCCGACCUCGAGAUUCUCGGCUCCCUCCCCGGGAAGACGGGAGCAAGGAUCGUCACCAAGAAAGCCUCUGGCCUAACCCCCCAAGCCAACUUCGUCUUCAAGGGCAUGGACUUUGAACGGUACAAGCGAGACAGCAAAGACUUUAGAGAACACCAAGAAAAGACCCUCCUCCACGAGAUCCGCACAUUGUACACCCUGCCGCCCCAUCCGAACAUCAUGCCCUGCCCCAAGAUCCUCGUCGUCGUACAAGACGGAGACAACAAGGACCGCAUCUGCGGCUUCCUGCAACCCGUCCUGACCAAGGACUCGAUCGACGAGCAGGUCAUGCGCGCCAACAGGGCCGGCCGACGCCUCCCGCUGGCCCUCAAGGCCAAGUGGUGCUACCAGAUGGCCCUCGCGAUCCAGCACACCCACCAGGUCGCCGAGAGCUUCCACAUGGACCUGAAGCCCGGCAACAUCCUCGUCGACGACCAGGACAACCUGCGGCUCAUCGACUGGGAGCAGAGCGGCUUCUCCAUGUUUACGCACCCGCCAGAGGUGACCAUUGACCAGGAGGCCGAGGAAUCGUCGUCGGUCUCCUCCGCCGCGAACGGCAAGCCCGUGGUCAUCUAUACCCCGCACACCGGCGCGCCGCGGAGGAACCAGAAGUGGGGGUUUCCGGACUGGAACGUCCUGCCCGAGUGGAAGACGACGUGUCCCCGGGCUGCGGAGCUGGCCGAGGUGUUCAGUCUGGGCAGGACAAUGUGGAUGCUGCUCGAGCAGGUCGAGCAGUCCCCCGACCCCACGGUAUGGUCGGCCCUGGCCAAGGACGUCCCCAAGGCGUGGCAAGACAUGGUCAUGCGGUGUGUGGAGAGGGACCCGAACAACCGGCCCGAGUUGAACGAGGUGGUUGCCUUUUGGCGGAAGCAGUUGUGCUAG
Molecule: messenger RNA, 1044 nt
Organism: Colletotrichum orchidophilum
Lineage: Eukaryota; Fungi; Ascomycota; Sordariomycetes; Glomerellales; Glomerellaceae
Product: phosphotransferase enzyme family protein
Exons: 1
Coding region: 1-1044 (347 amino acids)
Biological process (GO): protein phosphorylation
Molecular function (GO): ATP binding; protein kinase activity
Source: RefSeq, a predicted model, not a curated record